Sparassis crispa is the source of this 3570-nucleotide messenger RNA. Its product is annotated as Pkinase-domain-containing protein. Gene Ontology annotation, molecular function: ATP binding; protein binding; protein kinase activity. NCBI's taxonomy places the organism in Eukaryota, Fungi, Basidiomycota, Agaricomycetes, Polyporales, Sparassidaceae. The transcript has 6 exons. Gene Ontology annotation, biological process: protein phosphorylation. The record is from RefSeq and is a predicted model, not a curated record. Bases 1 to 3570 code for a protein of 1189 amino acids.
AUGACAGCCGUAAUAGCGGCCAGUACCGCCCUUCAAGUACUUGACGACCCGUCUCAACCUACUUCUCAAACUCCUUCUCCUACAUCACCCACACCGUCGUUGCAAAAUGUAUACCGCUCGACUGGCAAUCCGAACGGCAUCGCCUCAUCUGCAUACGCCUCAUCGUCCCUAUAUCAAAAUGUAACCCUAGACCUACCACCAGGCAUGUCAUAUCCUGACUUCCUCCGUACCUGGACGGACGCACGUGUUGCUCGGUGGUUGACCGAUAUCAAGUGCGGACAUCAUGCUGCGACGUUCAAGGCAAACGAUAUCCGAGGUGAUGUCCUUCUUGAGCUUGACCAGGUCACCCUGAAGGAAAUGGGCAUGACGAGUGUUGGGGACAGGCUGAGGAUAGUCAACGCAGUCAAAUUCCUCAGACAGAGGUGUUCUUCCACCAGUUCUCCCUUAUCAGUAUUCGUGAACCGCCCACGGUUUUCUGUUCCUGAGCAUUCUCGCAGCCCGAGCGGAGAUCUUCACAAUUCUGCGGCGCGAGGCGUCAAUCGGCGACUGGAGGGCAGUCGUCCGGCUCCAUUGCACUUGACUCCUGCUGGUUCUCUGGACUUACCACGCGUAGUCCGUGACGGUCAAGAUUCUGCCAAGUAUAUUCCCUCUAUACGACCGUUGCCACAGCCCAGCUCAGGUUCGAGUCACGGCACACCGACCACCGCGCACAGUACCCGCUCCAAUCUCCCGCCUCUUCCACCCCCUCCCCGUGGUCAACCGCCCUUGCCACCCACUAACGGCCGAUUAACUCCCCGCUCGCUUCAGGCUCCUGCCAAUCCGCUGUCUGGACGGCGCACCCCCGAAUCGUCACCUUUAUCAUCUCACCCCGCUCCCCACGGACAGAACCUACUAUCUCCUGCAUCACAAUCCUCAGGAUCGAGUAGGCUGGGAUUCAACUUAUCUCCGGAUACUCGUCAGGGGAACAGAACGCCUAUCCGCACAACUUCUCCGCUUCCAUUGCCUCCAAUAUCGUCCAAUUCCCGCAAUCUUGUCCGCCCCCCCAACGAGAGUGGUAGUCACAACAGGAAUACUUCGUUGUCAAAUCCUGCAUCCAACCCUCCCGGCAAAUCGCCCUCUCGUCCUCCUCAAGGCAAUAGCCCUCAUCCGUAUGCAUCCUCAAACCCACAGCACGGUCUAUCGCCUAUCGCAGAAUCUUUCGCCACGCAGCGCUCCGGUUCGAAUGCUCCUUCAUACAAGGCUGGCAUGAGUCCUUUGUUGCGCCCUGGCACACCUUCCUACAACACGCCUUCCUUGGAUGACCUGAAGAGAAAGCUGGCCAAGUUCAUCUUACCAGACGAAGGUCAAUCCACCAGGAUUAAUACUGCAGAUUGCACGGACGGUGUUGAGGUCCUUAUGAGGGCCCUCAAGAAGCUCGGCAAGUUGAGCUCGAGACUAAGCCCAGAUAGUGUGGAACAUGUUGAGUUGGAACAUGGGGCGUUGUGUGUGGAUGGAUGGGGGGCUUAUCUUGAUUAUGGACAAGAUGGUACCACGAAUGGUCCCUUGACGGCGGCACAGCUUCUCUCUAUUUGCCAAGCUCCGGCAGAUGACCCUGCUCGUGAUUACGGACUUACUCUUCGUGUGAUUGAAAGGCUACCGCGAAGAGGAGAAAGCCCGACGAGUCUGGUGUUCGCCAAUCCUGAUUUCGACCCAGAUGAAGAGCUAAUGGCGCCAGACAUACCUGGAGCGCAUACGCCCAGCACGAAGAACAUGAAGCGCGCGAGUUCUGUUAGUAUUCUGAGUGGGCUCGGUGUGCGGAUACCGGAGAAGGCGUCGGACACUUCAGCAUCCAAUUCCCCUAGCCAGAGUCCUGUGAAAAGCGCGUCCGGGGGCAAGAAGGUGCCAUCAAAGCUCCGCAACUUCUUUGGGCAGCGUCCUCCCAGCGAGCUCAUCACAACACAUUUGGCGGAGUACUUCCCGUUCACGGAGAAGAAAGUACUGGAACGUACAAGGAGACAGAGUAUGAUGCGCACCAGUGGUGCUCGCGCCCCUGAUAGACGAGACAGCAUCAUUUCUUGGAACCCGCCGCCGUCUCGCUUCAGCGUCAGCACACUGGGCUCACAGCAGAAUGCGUCCCCGAGGGUCUCCGUGUCCUCUGCAUCUGUGCCGCUUCCUGACAAGCCGCCGCCUCCUGUACCCACAGUCGAACGACUGGGUCCUCCUCUUCGAUUAUCAUUGUCCACAGAUGAGGGUCAUUCUCUCGAAAUCACUGAGACAGACCAAUCGGAGGCUUCGAAGCGAGUUUCAAGUCCCCAUAUCCUACCGCCUGUAGCAUUCCCGUCUGAAUCGCUGUCGGAAUCUCUGAACCUUGGACCUAGUCUGCAAGGGACAGUGACCUUCCCGCGAACGCUAUCGAACGCUUCAAAACGCAUGAGCUACAUCACUGAGCUGCGGAGCAAGCGGGAUCGUUCUGAUGCUGCGAGUCUUCUCACCGUGGACGAGAUCACGGCGGAAGUAGAGAAUCGAGAAAUCAGCGAGAGCAAGAAGGACGUAGAGAGCUCGGAGGAGUGGACCAAAGUUGACGUGGAGGACGAGUACGACAAGCAGAGCAUCAAGGAAGAGGAUGAAGAGGAUGACGAUGUAGCUGGGGAAGAGGAGGAGAGCGAACUAGACGAAGACGAUGCGGAUGAUGUAACUGUUGAAGUUGACGACGAGGGUGAGCCUGGCAAGGCGAUUACAUCACGUGGGAGCGAGAGAACGAUUAAAUGGAUCAAAGGCGCCCUCAUUGGUGCGGGCUCGUUCGGAAAAGUUUACCUUGGAAUGGAUGCUGCCACAGGCCUCCUCAUGGCGGUGAAGCAAGUUGAGUUGCCGACGGGAUCCGCACCUAACGAAGAACGCAAGAAGAGUAUGCUCAGUGCUCUAGAGCACGAGAUUGAACUCUUGAAAGAAUUUCACCACGAAAACAUUGUCCAGUAUCACUCUUCAUGCAUUGACGAUGACCACCUCAAUAUCUUCUUGGAGUAUGUGCCUGGCGGUUCCGUAACAUCAUUGUUACGCAAUUACGGAGCCUUCGAGGAGCCUCUUGUGCGCAACUGGGUUAGGCAGAUUCUCCUGGGACUCAACUAUCUUCACGAACGGGAUAUCAUUCAUCGUGAUAUCAAGGGCGCCAAUAUGUUAGUUGACAACAAGGGCGGCGUCAAGAUCUCAGACUUUGGCAUCUCAAAGAAAGUUGAAGAUAAUCUACUUCCUGGACAUCGCGCCCAUCGCCCUUCUCUCCAAGGAUCAGUGUUUUGGAUGGCUCCGGAAGUGGUGAAGCAGACCGCUUACACACAAAAGGCUGAUAUCUGGAGUGUGGGUUGCCUGGUCGUGGAGAUGUUGACCGGAGAACAUCCUUGGGCGCAGCUGACACAAAUGCAAGCUAUUUUCAAGAUUGGUUCAUCAGCAAAGCCUACUAUUCCAGCCGAUAUUUCCGCCGAAGCUGAGAAUUUCCUCCAACUCACGUUUGAGCUUAAUCACAAGGCGAGACCAACCGCCGCAGAACUGCUCAAACACCCCUGGAUUGUGAACCAGCCACUUCCGUUAGGUCACUAG